AUGACAGGUGGAGGGCUCUCUGUAUCGGACUGCGGUGUGCAUACUGAGGAGCUCGAGCCAGUGACAACGGUAUCAACACUGAUGGAGCCUGACAGCGUGUCACGUUUGGGCAGCCACGCUCAGUCAGAGUCCCUGAAUCGAUGCUUCGCUCAUGAGCCAGUGGACCGGCUCAACGGGCCAGAUGUGUUCAUAGGAGAGGAUAUCGUGGUUGAUGAGAUUGCGCAUCUACCACCGUUCGAACAGACGGUGCAAUACUACCGAGGCGCCGGCCAUACUUUGAGAGACGCUGUGAUUCGAAGGCAGUCAACAAGAACGUUCCCUACGGACGAUAUACUCCUUCAAAGGAUGGAGGACCAGUUGGUGCGGUGGAGCCCGCCACAGAGCUCCUUCAAAGUGGAUGAUAUUUUAAACGACAGGCACGCGUAUCAAAGGCCAAACAUGCCAAAGUGCGAAGUCUUGGGCAUAUCGGGGGCUCAAGACACAGCUGAUAGUGAUGUUGAAGGUUCUGUGAGCAUACAGCGACUUCAGCGAAUACACGAUGAGCUGAGAACAUCCUCUGUGGGGCCUUCCAGCAUGGAACCUUCCAGCAUGGGACCUCCCGGCACGGAACCCUAUGGAGGCAAUCAGAGACUCAGCACGAUAGAUGAAGACCCACUGGUCGAAGCAACUACAGCACAGUUGGAUCAAUUGGCACGGUCACCAUCGAUAAGCUCAUCAAUGCUACAGAGACUAACCGCUGUGAAGUUGGAAGACAGCGCACAGGACGCCGUGGAACAAUCUCCACUCACCAUUGAGGCGUUUCCCAUAAGCGACGAAGAUAUAAGAGCCUUGGUGAAAGACCAACCCACCGCUCACCAAGAUAUGGUGGCACAACGAUGUGUAGUGCAGUGUGCUAACGGAGAGCUUGCCUCAGAGCCACUGUUCUGUGACGAACUAUCGCUGAUUUGCUCAGAAAUGUGGUUAGACUGUUGGGCUUGUCUUUCAUGUAACUGCCAAAGCAUUGAUGAAGACACCAGGGCACUCUACCUUUCACAUCGUCCACAUUAG
Williopsis jadinii is the source of this 1047-nucleotide messenger RNA. RefSeq lists its product as uncharacterized. Lineage: Eukaryota; Fungi; Ascomycota; Saccharomycetes; Phaffomycetales; Wickerhamomycetaceae. The record is from RefSeq and is a predicted model, not a curated record. The coding region runs from base 1 to 1047 and encodes 348 amino acids. The transcript has a single exon.